This is a messenger RNA of Nerophis lumbriciformis (worm pipefish), 1454 nucleotides long. NCBI's taxonomy places the organism in Eukaryota, Metazoa, Chordata, Actinopteri, Syngnathiformes, Syngnathidae. The record is from RefSeq and is a predicted model, not a curated record.
CACAAGUUGAGAACUCCUCUCAGGUGCGCGCUUCAACUGCCUCGUGGUCGACGGAAGCAGCUUCACUUCAACAUGAACUGUACUCUCCAGGGGACGUGUGUCAAAGCUUUUGGAAAGGCAAUUCAAGCACUUUCACGGAUUGGAGAUGAGUUGUGGAUAGACCCAAUGGUCAAAGGGCUGGCACUGAGAUCAGUGAAUGCAGCUGAGUCUGCAUAUGCUUGCUUCCUCUUCUCACCGAUGUUCUUCCACAAGUACAGCGUGGUGUCAGAGGAGGCCAGUGAACCUAUUAAAUGCAAACUGUAUAUGAAGUCUUUGCUGCCACUUUUCCGUUGUUUGACUUCCAUUGAGCGUAAUGUGGAGCGAUGCCAGAUAUCAGUCAACGCUUCCAAUGACAGAAUAAUGAUCCAGUUUUCCUGUAGACAUGGUAUCACAAAAACCCACAACCUGUGUUACCAAGAGAGUGAAGCUCUGCAGGCAGUGUUUGCUUCACAUCUUUGUCCCAAUGUGCUGAAGGCACCAGCCAGCAGGCUUCUUGCAAACAUGGUGAUGCAUUUCCCAGCAUCUCAAGAGGAGGUCACUCUGUCUAUAGCCCCUCUCAGAGUCAGUCUGAUGAACUACCAUCAAGAAGCAAAUGAUCAUGUGAAGAUGAUUUGCACCGAAGUGUCCUUACACCCCGACGAGUUUGACUAUUAUCAGUCUGCAGGAGACUCUGCUAUAACCUUCUGUCUGAAGGAGCUGAGGGGUUUGCUGUCCUUUGCCGAGUCACUUUGCUUACCAGUUUCAAUCCACUUUGGUACUGCAGGAAAGCCUGUGUGCUUCUCUGUGGAAGACAUGGUCAUGGAGGCCACAGUGGUGCUGGCCACCCUGAUUGACUCUGACAGCAGAAGCUCAUCCCAACCAACAAAGAGCCCUGACCCAACCUCACCUAGAUGUGUGGAUGCUGCUGUGGUUGGUGCCAGAGAUGAGGGCUUCAGCCAUGAUGCUGGGGUCCAUGUGGUUGCAUCCAGCCAGGGCAGCCCUCUUGGCCCCUCAGCCACUUUGACACAGCUUCUGUCACACCAUCACAGCCUUCUCAGACCUGGUGCACCCGACCACACCAGUCCCGCUUCCUCUACGAUCUGCUCCCUCCUGUUCCGGGCGUUGUCUGCAGCACAAAGUGAGAGUCCUGCUGCCACACCGCCUGUUCUGGCCUGUCACAGUGACCUGGAGGAGGAGGAAGACUCUGCAAGACCUUCUGUCUCAGGCUAGAUCUUGUAUGACACAACACUGAAAACUACACCCUAAACUAUUUAAGUGCAUUAAUAUUUAAUUUCAAGUCCAAAAUAUUUAAGCAUGUUCAAAGUCUUAAAGUCAAAUAAAUGUUUUUUGUUCACUCGCAAAUUCAAGAGAAACUUGAAUUGAGAAUUACAUAUGGAACUACAGCAGGCCUGGGCAUUUAUUUUGUCUCGGGGCCA